Gryllus bimaculatus (two-spotted cricket) is the source of this 945-nucleotide messenger RNA. Lineage: Eukaryota; Metazoa; Arthropoda; Insecta; Orthoptera; Gryllidae. The record is from the annotation of a GenBank genome assembly.
AUGGAAAAGAAUUUAAAACUAUUUAUUUGUGCUGCUGGCAUAUUUGUAUGUUACUUUUAUUUUGGCAUCCUUCAAGAAAAAAUAACCCGAGGCAGUUAUGGUGAAGGUGAAAAUAAAGAGAAGUUUACUUGUACGUUAGCAUUGGUGCUUGUUCAAUGUAUUUUCAACUAUUUAUAUGCCAAAAUAGUAACUGCAACUGUGAUGAAACAAGGAGAAGACAGCACCAGAACGCUUUAUUAUAGUUGCAGUGCUCUAACAUACUUGUUGGCUAUGGUUUGUAGUAACAUGGCCCUACAAUGGAUUAACUAUCCUACACAGGUAGUGGGGAAAUCGGCCAAGCCGAUACCUGUUAUGAUUUUGGGAGUUCUGUUGGGAAGAAAAAGUUAUUCCAUGCAAAAAUAUCUAUUUGUGCUUUUGAUAGUAAUUGGUGUGGCACUUUUUAUGUAUAAGGAUGGCAAAACAUCUACUGAAAGUGACACAAUGAUUGGCUUUGGUGAAUUUUUGUUACUGUUGUCAUUGACUAUGGAUGGUUUGACAGCUGCCAUUCAAGAGCGAAUGAAAAGUGAAUUCCAGACAAAGUCUGGGCACAUGAUGCUUAGCAUGAAUUUAUGGUCCAUUUUGUUUUUGGGUAUUGCAGUCCUUUCAACUGGUGAAUUAUUCACAUUUAUAUCAUUUAUUCAAAGGCAUCCUAGUAUAAUUUGGCAUCUUGUUACUUUCUCUGUUGCAAGUGCCCUUGGACAGUUUUUUAUUUUUUUGACAGUCAGUGAUUUUGGUCCUUUACCAUGUUCUAUAAUGACAACAACAAGGAAAUUUUUCACAGUCCUAGGAUCUGUAUUAUUAUUUGGUAAUACAUUAUUGCCUAGACAGUGGCUUGCCACAGUCCUUGUAUUUUCGGGUUUGUUCCUAGAUGGUAUGUAUGGAAAGACUGUAUCUAAAAAGAAAUGA